Molecule: messenger RNA, 39792 nt
Organism: Porites lobata
Lineage: Eukaryota; Metazoa; Cnidaria; Anthozoa; Scleractinia; Poritidae
Source: the annotation of a GenBank genome assembly
AUGAUCAUUUACAAAGUACACAAUAACAAAAAUUUUUUCCGGGUUGCGAGUAUAAAAUUCCUUGAUUUGAGCCAGUUGAGCCAACUAGGAUCUGCACAAUCCAAGAGAGGUAAAUCCAAGAAGGUUUUUCUCAGAAGGCUUCAGAGUUUGCAGGUAAGGUUGUUCUUGUAAGCACUUUUUCGAUAACGACACAUAUCUUAUUUGAGUUUGAAUGGUAUCUAGGCUAGAUCACUGCAGUAUUUGACAAAUUCUUUAUACGUAACUUCAAAGCUUGACUUUUGAUACAGAUUACAGAUACGCGGCCAUUAUCCACCUUGUUAGCCGCUUUCCGAAAUAGCUGGAGAUACUGUUCUCUAGAAAAUUAAAAAAAAGAAUUCUACAUUCACGGCCUAUUAAAACCUUAUUUCUGCAGGCAAGCAAAAAAAAAGUUUGCAAGUAGGUACUAUUAGCAUUCAAUCACUGGAUAUGGGUUCCAAGUUAUUUCGAUUUGUUUUUCUUGGACACAAUAAUGGCCUAUACGUGAUUUAAUUCAUGUAACAAAAGUAAAAUAACGUUUUCAGUCAAAAAAACUAUCUCAUCUAAUAGUUUUUCAGGUCUAUACCAAAACUACGGAGCGUUUUGCCAAGUAACUUGUUUAUGUAUGACGGGCAUUAAAAUGAAAGAUCCUUGUGAAGAAUGAGAAACAAGACUUAAAAGUAUCAGUUCUGUGCCCCAUACUACGCCCUGUAGUCUUAUAGCAAAAUGCUUUCAUUUUGAAAUGAAUUCCAGGUUGUGCUUUACAUACUGCUGAUUAUUUCAGCUAGUAUUAACGGUGAGGUAAUACAAACAAAAGUAUUCAUGUCUUUUUUUCUCUUUUUUUCGUCUAUUAGUACAGAACAUUGUUUUACCGGUUGUUAUUGUUUUUCAUAGUAAUGCACAAUAUCAUCAGUUGAUGAGGACUAGUAAAAUGACUGUUCAAGCCUCUAGUGUCAAACACCCUUAAAGCUUAAGAAGGCAGUUGAAAUGCUGAUGUUACUGAUGACCGCGUUUGAUUAUUAUGAUGUUACAUUUUGUAAAUCCAUGAAUGUUAAGAAUCCUGAAGUUUUCCUAUCUAGUGCAUGAUCGUUCAAUUUCUUGGGCCUUCGUUACCGAUCUUCAGGAUCAAAGAAUUCAUAAUACACUGAGGUUGAAGAAACUUAUCGAAAUUAUUUUUCCUUUUUUCUCGAGAGUGCUAUUUGCAUAUUCCCUAAGGCCAUCCAAUAUUAGAACCGUUCUUAUAUCAUCUAUUCAACAUGUGCUUCAAAGCAUAACAGUGACUAAUUUAUGAUAAAGAGUUCUGCUCACUAGGGCGUUAAGCGUUAUCACCAUGGAUACAGAUAUCAAUACACUUUCAAAGAAAUGAAAUGAUGGUGGGAAUGACGACACGAAGUAAGCCCUGGAGUCAAGUCUACUGCCUAAUGCAAAAAUUAUGAAAUUUAUCUUAAACAAUACCAUAGGUGAAAUAUCCUGAAAAAUUAAUCUAGACUGAGUCAAUUUCGGGGCCUUGCCUGAAAGCGAAUGUCUGUAAAAGGAUACAUGUGCAGGGGAAAGCAGAUACUUUCUCUUUUGCUAAUAUAUUGUAGUAUUUCACAUGCUUAUUCAAACCACCACAAGACGUAAUAUAAACACCUAACGAGUGGCUGACCCACCGUUUUUCAGUUUAUGCACUUUCAAUCUCUGACUGGCAUUUUUAAGGUUGUAUAUAUCCCACGAUUUUGGCGUAAAAUAUGUUUCGCGAACCUGAGCUGCUAUACUGAAAUGACAUAUUUGUUCGGCCGCGUUUUCAGCGUUUUAUAGUUUUCCAUCCUUUUAAUUUGCGGUCGCUGCGUACGAUUUAACUCGCUCUCCACAUCUGAACACCUGAAACAGGCUAACAUCAUGGCGUAAAUGAUCAAUACCAUCUGAACUCGAGUCUGCCGUGGAAAUAUUUUACAAACAAGAUAUUAAAUAUGCCUUUCUCGAACGCUUGUCUAGUAGUUUUAAGCGUAGUUUCCUGAAUUUUAACAAAGACAAAUCAAGUCUAAAUCACACAACCUCCGGCGGUGAAUUCAUGCAAUGAAUUAAAACAGUGGAAACUGUUAACCGAGCGGUUUAUAAAAUAAGAUCAAUCUUAAUCGGCAAAAUCAAAUGCAAGAACCCCGAAUGGCCCCGAUAUCGAUCUGUAGACUAUUUCAUAAGUUUUCGCUUUUUAGGCAGGAUAGUCACCAUUUCUCGUAACUUCCAAGAGUGUAUAGUGUAAACUGAACUGAUUUGAUGGUAUGCAAGCUUAAACAUGGUCCUGGUUUAGUAGUUUUCAAAAGGUGGAUAUAGCUUAUCUCUGGAUAAGGAUCUUAUUCAUUCUCAAGUAGUUUAGUUAAGGCCUGGGGCUAAGCGGUUUACCUGUGGACUAUGAUUUAGUGGCUAUAACUUCGGCAUAGAUUAUGAAGCUCUCUCGAAGCCAGAUCAAAAUUUGGCACACAUAAAGAACUCAUCUUCCUUAGUACUUUAAAAUAUAAGUAUUGUGUUAAUUAAACACGUGAUAUGUCACAUGACUAUUUUUAUUAUAAGUUGUAAAUUAUUGACCAAUUGGUGGCCGUUUUAAGAAAAGAAAUCGAGCAAUAACAUCUUAAUUUCUCAUUCAUAUUAAAUAAUUCUAACACUUCAAGUUUGGAAUGACCCGUCAAUUGCACUUCAAUAAAAAAUUACGAGGGCAAACAACAUUUUAAAUGCCCAAAUUUAUAAUCUUAAAGUAUUUAAAACUUUAAUUUUAAACGUCGCGUACAUUCAUUCCAAACGAAGAAAGAGGCCACAAAUCUGGACAAAUUUUAGCUUCUGUCAGGUUAAGUCGCCCACGCAAGCGAAUGCGAAAGUAGCGAUGGGGAAGGUGAUGCCCAUGAGGAUGUGAAAUAGUUAUCCCGCUCAGUAGCAGUUGAAUCCUUUCAAAAAUGCUUAUCCUGGAUGGAACGACCGAGCAAUACAGUAUUGACCCUAUCCAAAUAACGCAGCUUCAACAAAUGAUGGACUUUGCUGUGCGAUCACGUUGUAACUCGUUAAAACAAACUAGUCAGGGGCACCCAGCGGGAAAUUUUGAGAAAAAGACCUAAAAACAACAACAAAGCGUGAAUAAAGUUUUCUGAGACUAUUUUAAGCAUUUUGGGAGAUUGCUGGAAGAAAAUUAUCUGUUCCUCACUCCCAGCAAGACUGAUGGAAGAGUUCCCAGCCAGCAAACUUACAACCUGCAACCUGACUUACUGGGAAGUUUCAUAGGGCACAAUUCAGAUCUUGAGUGGUAAGUAAGCCAUACAAGUAACCCGUAGCAGCUAUUCUAGACUUCAAAUCCCCUCUGACACCCUGAAUUAUCUUUUUUCCCAGCAACACUUUCCUCCAAGGACUAUUAUUUCUUCCACAUCUCCCAGCCAGCAAAAAUGUGUCUGAAGAACAGAUAUUUUGAGGAACAGAUCCAUUGGGUGCCCCUGACUAGUAUGCUUAAACAUUUUAGAGUGCUGAAAAUGCACGUACACUUGAAACAGUAUCUUUUUUAUUUGUAACUUAGGAUAAUUCACAAUUAAAUUUUGUUUUCUUUAUUUCCUAAUUUUGCAUCAUUGUCUCAUUAGUAUUCAUAUUUUCGAUUAUCCGGACUCUCGAUUAUCCGGAUAUUUACUCAAGUCCAAACGAGUCCGAAUAAUCAAGGUUCGAUUGUAUCUUUUUCCUCUUUCAGAAAUGCUAAUUUGUUUAUCCAACCAAAGUAAAUUCGCCACCAAUUUACACAUUUCCUUCAUUUUCAAUUUUUAGUCACUUGACAUGUCACCAUAAUUAAACGUUGGGGCCCAAAAAACAAAUUCAGGUCUCCUAGCAAGAGAUAUUGCCAUCAUUCAUGUGCUCCGACCACACAUUUGACUCAGGCCUUAAAAUUCCUUGAAUAUUUGCUUAUUGAAAAUAUAAAAAGUGAAUACGAAAUAAAACAUGUAGAAAUUAAGGGUAAUUGAAAAAGAUAAAUUUCUUUUUAUUUUGAAAAAUUUUACAAAUCUUUUUCCGUCCAGGACCAAAAUCUGAAUCAUUAUCAAAAACAACAUUUUGGCGCCAUAUUUGCAUGAAUAUUAUUAAAAUACUAACUUGAAACUAAUUCAAUUAUUUUUCAAGUCAACCAUGACAAGUAGCUUACUGGUCAGUUUGGUUUUCCUGCUGGCCAUAGACUUGGUUUCAGCGUACGUCAUUGAGGAUACAUAUUCUGGCGCGGAAGAUGUAUUAGAUGCAAUUUCUAAUCUGGACGAUGUACAGGAAAGAAACUUACCCAAAGAGCCUCUUGUUCACAUCCCCCGCCUGAAAGAAAAACACAAGGACAGCUUCCUUGAAGUUAGUCAAGAAGAUGCUUUCGAGACUAUCAAAACAAGGGCUAUGGAACUGGCCGCAAAUGAAUGCAACAUAACUGUUAAGGAAAGGAACCUAAAGAAGGAAAGAGAAUCAGCCUUGAGACCUUACUAUCAGGCUUAUCAGCACGGAAGCAAGAAUUUUAUGGCCGAAGAGGAGUAUAAUACUGCCGCGAAGAGCGAAAAAUGCAGCGCAUGCGUUCUGAAUACUCUGUGCAACGAGACAGAAAUUCGAAACCUGUUGAAUAUUAACCCCAGCCUCUCUGAGUGAGUACAACAUAUUUACAUUUACAUACAAUUUAGAUUUACUACGGUUUGAUUUUAAUCUGCGUGUACAUUAAGGAGAACUGAUUAGUAGUUUGGUAGUGUAAAUGUCAACCCUACUUGUCAUGGUACACACCUAAUUGAAGAGGUAAGAAGAGACAAAAUAAUUACACAUAAAAUCGUGUAAUGAGAAGAAAGGAACAUUGAAAUGAGUUGAUUUAUUCUAAAAUUCCAUAAAUCUAAGAAUGAAAUUUAUAUGCCUAUUCAACCACACGCAGCCCAACUUUUAUUCAUAACUACAGUCGACUCCCGAUAACUCGAACCUUCAAGGGAAAUCGGAAAAAGGUUCGAGUUAUCGGGAGUUCGAAGAAAAUAGCCGAGAGUAAGGCAAAACUGCACAGUGAACAUUUUAAUCACAUUUAAUUGUAGAAAAGUCGAGUGAAAAUUAAAGAUACUUCUAGAUUACAAAUCAGAACGUAAAGUAACAAAACAUAGCCUAAAUAGAGAAUGCGUUUUACUGUUCUGAGAAUUAAAAGAAAAGCUGCUUCACGUUAGCCGGUGACAAUCAAGAUCAGCCUCUACUAGUAAAAUAUACUCCUUCAACAGGUCAAUAGGAAAUCCAAAAUUCAAUGUUUCGGACGCCAGUAGACGGCUUUUUUCCCGACUUUUUAAGGGUUCAAAACAUGGUUCGAGUUAUCGAGGGUAAAAUUAUGUACAAAAUGACCUGAGGGGAAACGAAAAUUGAUUCGAGUUAGCGGGAGUUCGAGUUAUCCAGGGUUCGAGUUACCGAGGGUAAAAUUACACUAAAUGUAUGACAGAAAUCCAGGGGAAAUCGAUUUUGGUUCGAGUUAGCACAAGGUUCGAGUUAGCGAGGGUUCGAGUUAUCGGGAGUCGACUGUACGAGUGGUCUUAUAUUGCGUAAUGCUCCAAAUGAGCGUGGCUGUAUGGGAAUUUAGGUAAAAAUCCAGGAAGAUAAAUAAUCGCUGGAAUUCUCAAUAAAAAACACCUUACCAUUCCAGACGCAAAUUGAGUAAACUCUCCUACUAAUUGGUUGAAUAGACAUACAAGUUUCAUUCUUAUUUAGGUCAUUUUAGAAUACCUAAGUCAACCCCAGAGGGGGGAGGGGGUACUCCGGUGACGGGGGCUAACGAAUGGGAGCAAAACUCAAAACUCAAACAAUCCCUAGGGCUUCCAACAAAACCCCAAAAAACAUGGACCAAACAUUAACCCCCCCAAAAAUCCCAUGGUAAAAUUCCGAGCCUUAACUGAAUUUCCACAUGCAAUGAAAUGAAUUAUAGUUGACAUUACAGCUGCCCCCGCUCUGUAGAUUGUUGGUCAAAAGUAUUAUUGGUCGUUGUGUAGCUCUUUCAAAUAUAUCGAUUCAUAAAGAAAUUUUCACACAUAUUCCAUGCAAUAGGUGAGAUAAAAACAGGAAAGGUUCCCUGCUCUGAUUCACUUCGAUUUACACAGCUUUGAUCCAAACAUUCUCAGUUUCGAGAACAGUUUAUUCUAAACCAGAAGAAAAAAUUUAAUUAGAAGUUGUCUUUCACUCUUUACAUAAAGUUCAUUUUAUUUGCCGGAAUGUAAGCCUUAGAAAUUCAAAGGUUUGAUCAAUUUACGCUCGCGCGUUCAAGUCUUUUUUAAAAUUUCAUAGGACAUCUGUAAGCAUGGAAUAAGUCAGCACAGAAUUUAAUUGUCGGCGAAUUUCUGUAAUCGUCCAUCGCUCUACUGGUGAUAAGCUUUUAGUCAUUCACUCUUCUUGCUUGUUUGUGGACUGGGUCUUAUUCCCUCAAAGAGAGAGAAAGAGUGUCUGGCAAAUUGUUUCCAAUCAAAGAUUUGCGAACUCGUGUCAGGCAAACUCUCCAAGUGUUUAUAUAUACACACAGUUAUACGCACCUUAUAACUUCAACUGCGCUUAACGAGUGUCUUUUGGUCCAUAACUUUCAAAACAGCUGCUCCACAGAAUGUCACUGAUAACACGUAACGCAAAAGAGUAUUGAAGUAUGACUGUACAGUAAAUGUCACAAAAUCUACCUAACUGUUCCCUUCGGAAUUUUCUGUUCUACGUCAUCCUAACCAUCUUUUACUUGCUUGCACGAACAACAGAAACGUCAUCAUUACCCAACGACUCCAUGCGGCCCCUGUUCAAGCAAUUAGAGAUUUUUUCUGGCAUACUGACUGUAUAUUUCAACCGUGAAAAUACGCACGAGCUACUAGAGUGCCACCUCGGGAUCUCCACUUCUGGGCGAAAACCCUUCGGGAGCAAUAAUAAAACGGCCGGAAAACAAGUUUGGUUGUACUUUAUUGGCAGAACUACGCGGCGGAGAUACGGGGGCACUACCACGACUCUUUAUAUUGUUUUGAAUACCCCCAAAAAAUCACUACUUAAAUCAAGCCACCAAAAAAUACCGGAAUGGAAAAUUUCAAACCCCAAAAAAUCCUUCGAACAUCCCCCUCACUUCAAAUCUGUAGUACCCUCACUGGGAAGUCAACUCAUUGCAAUGGGCUUUUCUUUUCAUAACACGAUGUUAUUUCCCCUAAUUUCGAAGAGGUAAUUUCUUUCCUUUUCACUUUUAUAGGACAUAUUUCGAGAGCUUCGGCUGCCUGUGACAAUCACCGCUACUUUCGGACAUUAGGGAGCUUAACCAAAGACCUUUGUUAGCGAAGAAACUUUUUGUAUGCCUAGUUGCUUCUGAAUGUGUAUUGCAAAGUGUUUUUACUCUUAUUCAGACUUAUAACCAGGGCAAAACCACUUCCCAAGAAUGCAAAACAUCCACUUCCGGUUGACGUGCGACUUCGCUCAAAAACACCUUUGCUUAAGCUUACUAUUGUAUUGACUAUUUUCCAAUUGCCCAUAAUACACUCUGUUUGCCCCCCAAAUUUUGCAUAACUUAUUGCCUUAAAAUGCUCUUGGGAAAAUGCAAUACUCCCAGGAGCAUUUAAAAACAAUGGUUUAUGCAGAAUUUGGGGGGCAAACAGAGUGUAUUAUGGGCAAUUGGAAUAGAGAAUGGCAUUUUGUUACAAGAGCAUGGGCCAGAAAUGAGAUGGUAGAUAGCCAACUACGGCGGCUAAACGAAAGUUUAAUCAGGGUUCCUAUUACAAGCGCGAGUGGAAGACUGUAAAUAAUAAAUUACUUUUCUAAAAAUAAUAACAGGCUGCACUGUUUAAGCACACACAUCGCACUGUUAUCAAAUUUAUGAGAAAAGAAGAGUUGACUCGGCUAGAAAGGUGACCCGUCUAGCUGGGUCACCCUUUUUCGAUGUCAAGGUCACCCUCCAAGUCAGUAUAAUUUCUCUCCAUAUAAACACUUUGGCUCGCCCAGCGGAGUCAACUAGGCCAAUGUGAUGCGCAGGCGCUGUUGUCAGUUCGAGGCUCUAGUAAAGGGGUGAACUUCAAACGCCUUUUAAAGUUGAUUCAGUUGGGAGGGUGGCUCCUCUAGGCGUUAACCGAGGCAUUACAGUACUGCUAAGGAGUGAACAAAAGUCGAAGCGCCCCAAGAUUCGCAUCGCUGUUGGAUAACUAAUUUCUAGUUUUAUAAAAUUAAAACAGAUUAAGACCAGCGCCAAACAGGUCUCUUUCUACAACUUCCUAAUAUUAUUAUCUUCUAACAGGACACAACAAGUUAGAACGUGUAAAAGAAUCAUCCUCCGGCGAGCAAUGAGAAUUUUUCCUAAAGAAGAGGAAUCCAUAGAAUGUGAUGAGGACGCUAAAUAUCGCACAAUCAAUGGAACCUGCAACAACCUAAAAAACCCAGAAUUUGGAUCAAUCAACACAAAAUUUGAACGACUUAUCCCAGCCGAUUAUGGCGAUUGCAUCUCAACCCUUCGAGAAUCAGUGACUGGUCACCCGCUUCCAAACACCAGAGAAGUAAGUUUCAAAGUUCACGGCAGCAACGCAGACCGCUUAAAUCCUAAUUCUAGAGUACUGUCCCAUCUGGCCAUGAACUUUGGACAGUUCAUGGACCACGACCUGUCGCUAGCGGAGGCACAGGGGGUUAACUGUGAGCCACCCGAGGACGAGGAAGAACCUGAAUGUAUCAACAUUCAUAUUCCCGAAGAAGAUAAGAUUUUCCUUGACAGAAAUAUUACAUUUAUUGAAAUGGAGAGAGAGGCUUUCAUCGAACCAGAUUCUUUUUGUCAACUAAGAGUUCGAGAGCAUCCGAACACAAUAACCGCCUAUAUUGACGCAUCUAACGUGUAUGGAUCAACUGAUGAGAUUGCUGAAGACCUUCGUGCUGCAGACGGCCUCCUAUUGGUCAUGAAGCAUCCACAUGGCUGCCAAUUCAAAAACUUACUGCCUGCUCAAGUCGACGGUUUCUGCCCAACAAGAAAUUUUUUUGAACCAUGUUUUUUCAGCGGAGACAUACGAAACAAUGAGAACCCUGGUAAGAUAGGCGGGGCCAUCCACAUAAAUUCAUCUCUAAGAGGUCCCUGGGUAUCAGAGACUUUUCUUGCCCGGAUUCCGCUUUCGGGCUUCGCCGCUCAUGGCUUCGGCUUUCCACCGAAGACGUGUCGGCCUGCCGCCGACCCCGAGACGUCUCCGCUGCUCUUGAUCAUCGUGCGCAAGAAAAAACCUCUGAUACCCAGGGUAUCCUCAUGUCAUGAAACACUUUUCCUUUAAUUCCUUUCCCGAAAAAAAAAAAGAAGCAGAAAGAAAGACAGACAAAAACUCGAGAGAUGAGUAAUUUUCUCCUGCAAUAUUUCGUACCUCCAGUGACGCAAUGUUACACUAUUAAAACAGGACGAAGAACCCUACUUUAGAAUCUAUUUAUCACCCAUUUCACAUAAGCCUCCUUUGAGGAAAACAACAGGGAAAUCAGAGAUUAAUUCAUCUCCCUCGAUCAAACUGUUUAAGAGCGAUAGGACUAAGUUUAGGUUGAUAUUUAAAGUACGCUUUGCAUGCAUACGUACAUUUCCAAUAUAUAUCCAAUCCAGCAAGUUCCGUUUUUUGGAGGGUAAUGAAACUCCUGCAACCUGAAAUGCUGCGGCAUGGAAACAAAAAAUUGAUCUUUUCCAUAUAAGAUACUAUUACUAAUUAUACAAGUCAUUCUCAGUACAGUACAGCAAACAUGUGCAGAAAUUAAGACCAAGUCCUAAGGUACUUUAAUCAGUACCUAAAGAAAAACUAAUUGAUAUUUCUAAACCUACAGGUCUAAAUUCGAUCCAUACUAUCUUCGUGCGCGAACACAACCGAAUCGCAACAUUUUUCAUAAAGAAUACAGACUGGGACCCCGAAAAGAUUUAUCAAGAAACCAGAAGAAUCGUCGGAGUACAGCUACAAAUCAUAACAUUCGGCGAGUUCCUGCCAUUACUUUUGAGUGAGCACACGGUAGGUCUCUACAAAGCUGCACCCUACCUUUUUAGCAUGUCUCCAGAUUUCAGGCAACGGGGAUGAUCGUAUGGGGGCAACAAUCAAAACACAAAAAAUCCCUGGACCACAAGCUAACCCCCAAAAUUCCCAUGCCUAAUUUCCGAGCCUAAUUACGUAUAACCCUGAAUUUGAGCAAGAAGUUAAUUUUUUUCAGUUCGGGUGUUGUCUGAGUGGUCGAAUAUGAAACUGAAGAAAGAGAGAAGAAACUUAUAUCCAGUCGGAAGUGGUCAGCGAAGCGGUCGCUUACGAGAGUGGUCUCAAGUAGAGAGUUGACAUGUGGGAAGAAACGGAAAUUUUUCGCUGAGGAGAGGAAAUAAACGGAGACAAGCAAACUGCAAUCAAGCCAAGUGCUCGCGAACUUUCUCUAAUACUGAAACAAGAGAUCCGAACUCGUUACUCAAAAAAGCCGCUAUAAAAACAGUAAAUUCGCCACGUAACCACCCAAAAGAAGGGAACCUCUAACCAUGCUAUACUCGAUAAGAAAUUUGGUAUUUAAAACUUAAAAAAUCUACCCACAUCUCUUUAAGAGGCUCCUUGCCGGGUUUGGGGCGCGGUCUUCUGUGCCAGAGGUCCUGAGUUAAAUUCCCAGGGCUGAGCUCAAUUCUUCGUUUGCACCUCUUUCUCUUUCCGUGUAGCUUUGUGAAAGCUUUGUCACGAAUUUAUUACAAUUAAAACGGUGGGAACUGCCACCAAAUUGGGUUAAAAAUUAAAAUAACCAAUCAAAAUAUUAAAAGAGGGCAUAAACAUAGUCAAUACACUUGAAGAAGAUUGAAACGGAUGACAAUUGCGGUUUUUAAAACUUGUUAGCUUAACAGUUUUUCAUGUUAUUCAAUACAUCCAAGUUCACUUUUAAUUGUUUGUAACGUUUGAUAUAGUUUGAUUUAAUGCUUAAAAGACAUAUUUAAUUGUUUGACUCGAAGCCCUGACUUUGUCAUUCACAAGUAAUUUCUUAAGUUCGAAGACGCGUAAUUGGCAUUAAUAGAGAAAAUGAACUAGACACAGCCCCUUUGAUUACCCGUAAAAUAAAGCAAUGACGGAGAGAGAAAGAUAAAUAAGUGCACCGCAGGACUCAGGAUUGUAAGCCAGAUGAUGAUUAUUUCGAGCUACUAAACCUAAAAUAAAGACGCAUUUUUCGACCAUUUACCUUUAACUUCUAACAGAAUACUCUCCUUCUUUACAUUUGUAUUUAGCUCUACGCGUGAUUAUGAAUAAAACGCAAACAAUAAGUUAUAUUGCAUCCGUUUACAUAACAAAAAAGGUUUAUUUUAUGUUUGUUUACUUUCACCACUAUUUAGAGAAAAGAAUUUGGUCUUGUACUUCUUGAGGGAGAGGAGUAUUUCACAGGCUAUGACAAAGAGGUCAAUGCGCAAAUAUUAACAGCCUUUGCCGUAGCUGGAUAUCGAUUUGGCCACAGUUUGGUUCAAGAGCUUUUCAGUCGAUUCUCUCAAGAUGGCUUUGAACACAAAUGCAGCAAAUGUAGCAAAGACAAAUUACAAUUCCAGCCAAUCCCAGUACUGGACUUCAAUAACCCAGCACCCUUGUUCGAUGUAUGUAAAGGAGGCGUCGACGCCAUUUUGAGGGGCUUACUUAAAGAUCCUGCAGCGAAAGCUGACGGGUGAGUGAAUUUAUCGCGUGUACGUACACGCAGUCCUUUUGAUUUGUUUAAUUUUCUUGUUUAGGAGAAAAUUUCAGUCUUGCUUUUAGGGUAUGCAUAGUUGUGAGCCUGAUAAGUUUAAGACCGAUUCGCGCGAAUUCGCGAAACUUUGCAAGAGAUAAUUUAGAGUCAGUUCGAAGGAUCGGAGCUCACGCUUGGCGGGCUAGAGGAGGUUUUAUUAUAGCCAAAUUCAAUUCAAGGAAUUAUACUGCGUUCUUUCUGUACCUUGAAGACCCUUGAAAAGCUUUCACUUUGAUUAUGGUAAUCAAGUGUUACAACAUACUCUGCAUAGGCGAUGAAUAGAUCCAAUCGGCACCAUUAUUAUCUACUCACUAUCCGUCUUCUCUUUGGGUAAGAGCCUAUAGUUAGGAAAUCACCGAAUUCACUGCAACCCACAGAGGGUCACUGAACUGUAGGUUGCGCGCGCAAUGCACUAUAUUUAAUGCGCUCUUCUUCUAUCUUACUGAUUAAUUUUAUUUGUUUGUUUUGUCGUACAGGCGCUUUUCAAGUUCAGUCCAAGAAAACCUAAGUCGCGGUGAAGGUGAUACAUCUGACCUAAUCGCUAUUAACCUUAGAAGAGGGCAUGAUCGUGGACUGCCUAGCUACACCAGUUUUCGCCGCUUUUGUGGCCUUCCACUUGUUAGAAGGUUCUCUGACUUGGUAACGGUUGCCCAUUUUGACGAAAAGGUCGUUGCAAGAUUGCAAGAAGUUUACAAGAGAGUUGGAGAUAUAGACUUGUUCACCGGAGGUAAGUCUGGAGUAACGAUCGCAUUCUUCCCAUAAUCAUAACUAUAACAAAAUUCUCAAAUCUGCUUGGCUAUUAGCCUGCACCACAGACGAAACUAAACUAUGGUUAAAUUACAUCUGCGAAAACAGCUAAUUGGCUAUCAAUUGUUCUGAUUUCAGCACUAAUAGGACAAUGUAAUUGGACAGUACGCGUAAUCGCGACUGCAUUUGAAUGUUUUGUUGUUUUAGACUACUUGCAGUCCGCCUUUUCUCUAAAAUCCGUCUAGUUCUUAUCUCAGCAAGCGCGAUUGCAAACCACGACGAUAUGUUACAAUAAGGGAUUGGGACCAGACGAGAAAGAUGGACUGCGGACUCUUUUGUAGUAAACAAACCCUCCGUCAGCCUAGAAACGGAGUAACCGAUUGGUCAACUUUACAGCUGUUGACAGAUCAUUGACUGGUCUGUGGUGGAGACACGAGCGAUAAAAAUAGUCACUCGUCACAACUUACUACGAACAAUUACGAACCUGGUGGUAAUCGCUUGUAAACUAAAACGUUUAACGAUAUCUUACUGAAGGAAACUGCUGUAAAUUUCCUCAAGGGAAAGGAAUUCAAGGUAAUCUUACCGGAUUUUAAAAAAAGUAAAAUUUUUCAGUUGUUUAUGUUCUAUUUUUACUCGGGUUUAAUUGGUUAAUUAAAUUACCUUGACAGCUUCGUUGUACCCAGACAAUAAAAAGAGUCAGCAGUCUCUUAUUUUUUUCUUCUCGGACUUACGCCCUCGUUCAUCGCAGCUCGCGGCUUCGCCGUUCGCGUGCUUGGGUUUCACGUGCAGUAACUUUGCAAAGAAAAAUAAGAGACUGUUCGCAGUCUAGUUGUUUUUUUCACUGGUAGCAAAAACUCUCGCAUUUCUUCUAUUUUAAUUAAAGAAGACUUAAAACAUCACAAAUUUCUAUAGUUAUGAUUAAUUGGUAACAGAACUUCGUGUCGUCCUAUUCGGUUUGUAAUCAUAUAUACUCGUGAUUAAACUAACUACAUAUAGCAAAAAUCUUCGCGAAUCUGACUAGCCGUUAGGCAUCCACGAUUGGAACAUUUUUUCCAUAUUUUGAUGGGAAAGUGCAUGCAUUAUGUUUGAGUGUGAACAGGCAUGCAGUUUACAGUUGUUGUUGUUUUUGUUUUUGGCUUUUUGGCCUUUUUUUUCUGGUCAGAUUUGGGGCUGAAAUGCAGCACAAACAAAGAAAAACUUACAACAAUUGAAUUGGACUCACUUAAUUUGUUAUUACCACUUUUUUGGUUGAAAAGUAAACUUCAUUUGCUACUUCGAUCUCUUCUCAGGAAUGCUUGAACCAAGUGAUCCUAAAGGAGGAGAACUCAGUGCAACAUUUCAGUGCAUUUUAGCAAAUCAGUUCAAACGCACCAAAUUCGGAGAUCGCUUUUGGCAUGAAAACGCACCUAACGUAACCUUAAACACCAACAAGACAGCAUUCAACCGUUGUCAGCUAAAAGAAAUCAGGAAAACACGCUUUUCCAGGAUAAUAUGCGAUAACAGUGAUGACAUAACCUCAAUUCAAAAAGACGCUUUGAUGCAGUCUUCGGUAAGGGUCAGUUGCGACGAAUUGCCAAAGAUAAACCUUAAAGCAUGGAUUACAGAUUGUCCGUCGAGGUAAGUGAGAGGACAGCUGUUCAUUUCUUUUAAUCAAAAUUUUCCUGUUUCUUUCUGGUUGCGUUUGUUACAGAAUAAAUAGUGAUUAGUGGGAAGAAGGUGUUUAAAAAUUUGAAAGAAAAUUCAUCUUCUUGGAUGUAUGAUUAUGUCACUUCUUGGGAAUAAAAGUUUCAAUUUCUAGUUUCAUAAACAAAUGUAUCACGGCAAUGUUAAACACACCGCCCCCUAUGAUUUGUUCAUUUACUCAUUUCGAUUUUCCCAAAGUCGGUAGCCCGCUAUCUUGACUUCUUAUGGUAAACAAAAACUGAGAAUAGCAAAAAUUGCCCAUAGGAAUACCGAGAUGCGAUAUUUUUUUGGGGGGUGGGGGGGGGGCUAGGACCGAAGGGGGACAGGGCAGGGGCUCUCAAAGUAGGCGAUCCUUCUUAAUCAUAUUUCACUACUGUACAGGACUCCUACUGACGCUGUCGAUAGGCAAAAGCUCGAAUUUUUUUUUCAAUAUCCUUAUGAUUAAACAAAAUGCAAAUUCUCUGGACUGUCUAAAUCACUAAAGCAUGAAUCUGAUCACAGCAAAAAAAGUUCGAUAUCACAUGCCGAUCGCCUCCCGUGGUGCUAGCCAUUACAUCAAUCUCGAACAACAAGCCUUUACGUUUAGCGAGACAACCAUAGCCUGCCUAGCCGGUCGGAUUGUUAGCGCGAGCAAGGUAUUGGCAGAACUGCAGCGAACUCGUGUGGAGAAUGGGAAGGAGACGCUUUGAAAUUUCACGGCGCAUGCCGCGAGAAUGGCGGCCACGCGCAAAAACAAUUCCGCCAGGUAGGCAAGCCAAGACAACCAAAGAAGUCGUGACCUUCACCACUUCCCUAUACCGUAUUAACUCGAUUAAACGCCGCGGUGUUUAUUACUUUAUAAUUUCAAAAUCUCAGUUCUUAUAUCACUGAUCGAGCAGUUUCGAUAUAUCAUUCAUAUAUAUUACAAAACAGAAAGGCGUUCUAAGUCUCGCUUGCCUGCUGAGAUAAAAUCGUAACUGUCCGGAAGGGUCUUCUGUUUCAUUUUUUUUUCCCGGUUAAGAUAAACUCAAGAAAUUGGCCUGCUUCCAAUGAGGUCUUCAUAGCUCAGUUGGUAGAGUACCGCAGAGCUAAAGCAGAGGCCAUAGGUUCGAAUACCGUUUAAGUUCCGAAUUUUUUUCGGGUUAAUUGCAAUUACCACUGCGACGAUCAUAUCUUCAUUAAAAUGACUUUCUUUUCUUAUUAUCUUCGAAUAAACGCCCCAUUCUUCUGACUCGGCACGGCAUUUAAUCGAGUAAAUACGAUAAUCAAUGUUUCUUUGCAUCUAUUCAGGGAUACUCAAGCAACGGACCUCUCGCGAUCCAACGCUGAAGUAAGGGGAGAGGGAGGUGGGAGGGAGGAGUCAUUUUCCUAAUAUUUAAGUUAUAAUUUCACAAGAGCAGGAAAUGUAAAUUUUAAAAUAGGAUACUCUCUCAAAAGCGUUUUCGCAACCGUUGAUGUAUCUGUGUUCUUUUUUUUCUUCUGCACAGUGACUCUGUAUACAGCGACGAGCCUGAGGACACGCAUGAUGAGUUUUAAAUGAAGAACGCAGAAUCACUCGCUUAUCAUAUGCCUUUCAAUUAGACUGCAUUUAGGUUAGAAGAAACAUACAUGUAUACCAUUAUUUUGCACACAAAGUCAUGACACCCUUCUUGAGCGAAUUGUAAUUAUAUUUUCGAGUUUUUCUUUUCUUUCGAUCGGUGAGACUUGACGUUUGAUUUUUACACUGAAAGGGGCUGUGACGUCAUGGCUAUCUAGUUCAUAUUAUUUUCGCUAUAGGUCUUGGAAAUUUUACUUGUAAAUUACACAAAUACCGAAAGCUUCGUGUCAAACAACUGUUAGGAAACAUGUUUUUCAAAACCUACAAUUGCAAUCCGUUUCAAUCUCCCUCAAAUUUGACCAUCCGUACUUCCGUUUGUAUUUACUUUGUUAUUUGUACUUUCUUUUAACGUUUUGAGCGGUAAAUUGAAAGUUGCUCCCAUUGUUUGUUUUGAAUAAAUUUCGUGACACAGCCAGUCCGUUUGUGUAAUAGUUUCAGUAGUAGAUCUGGAAUAAUCAAGGAUGCCUUCUUCAUAACAAAGGUUUUUGUCAAACAGCGUAUUGUAUCCACUUCGCGGAGGCUCACUCUAUUUGACACAACUUAACGAUGCACCCAUAUUCUUCUCAAAAUGUAUAAAUAAAAAAUGGUGCUGAAAUGAUGAAUUAUCACUGUUGCUUUAUGGUUGUUAUGGGCUGUCCUGAAAGCUCCUGAUCGGUACAAGAUUCCUCCUCAAUUUGUCUUAAAUCUGUUUUUUGUUCAGGGCUACUGUAGCCUGUGCCAGGCUCUCAGAAAUAUAGUGGGGACGUAUUCAAACGAGCAGAGCGAAAAUAAGACUCACGCGACUUGAGAAAGGGGCUGUGGCGGCGGGAAAAAUGGGAGAGAGGUUUGGGUUAGGGUUAGGGUUAGCCCCCGCGCGUUUUUCGCAUUUCUUUUUACACCUUUUUACUGAACGACUCUUCACCACUACCUUGGAGCCUGGAACAGGCUAGGACUACUGCUGCUGAUGAUGAGUUCACCAAUACCUCGGUGAAAAAACACCAACACCACCACAACACCGCCGACUCUUGUCUGUGAACAGUGUCCUGGGAGUUGGGGAGAGACAAGAGGGUUGGGGGUAGGGUGGGUCUCCCCUCCUGUUCCUUUUUCUUCCCAUUUCUUCUCCGUCUGAAUUCCCUUAUCUUUGUUCUUUCUUGCGUUUUCGUUAUAUCUCUCACUUAAGUUAGAGAGCCUGUUUAUCCUUGCCUUACGAUUGCAAUCUUUUAAUGAAAGGAACAGUGGCUGUAGCGUCCUAAUCAGUGUUAGAUAAACGACCGAAUUAAAGGCACAAGGAACAUUUGGCUUAAUUUUGCACGUUUUGGGACUUUUCACAGGUGUCGAAAUUAUUGCCAAUGAGCUAGGAAAACCCAUUUAUAUUUGUUCUCGCUUUUUUGCAGUCUGGGGCACCCAACGACGGUUUCCUCCUAAUCCAUUAAAAACACUUUUUAGGUUAUCCAGAGUACUUUUAGAUCUUUAGAAAUGCAUUCUAAGCGGCGCUAUAACUGAAAUUUGUAUCUGUUCGGUCAUCCUAGGGGAACUUGAGUCUUUCGAAAUUACAAGGGCUUCAGUAUUAUUUUCCCGAAAAUUAUAGAUGCAAUGUAAAGUAACGCGAAAGUGAGAAUUUUACUGAUUCCUCUCUCCAUCCCAUUUUUGAAUCCGAAAAGUUAAUGGGUUUCCUUCUUUUUACGAAAAAUAGCCUAACGCUGGGAGUGAAAUGUGAAAAAUUAAACUUAUAAAAUCGUAGGGAAUUUAUUAUAUAUUAAGUUUCUAAAUUAAAAUUAAAUUAGCCGUCCUAAAGCAGAAGAAAAUUUUUAGUUAGGCAUCAUCUGCUUCUCCGAACAGAUAUUUCACAGAAAACAGUCGUUGGGUGGCCCUGACCAGUGAGGGGCGAUGUUUGAAACAGGCCUUUUUUGAUAUUUCCUCCUUGAUACGUGAUAAAAGCCAGCGCUUUCAUCAUGCAAUUGACGUUGAUUAAUUCCCAAGCUACAAGCUUAUUGAUUAUUAUACCCUUUGACAAAAUUUGAACGAAAGCGGAAAAACGGAGAAACAAAAUUAGCCGCUUGGUGUUCUCAUUCUGAAAGGCACUUUAGUACAAAACACGUGAGCUCAAAACAGUGGUAUGUUUCUGACUUUUCACUUUAUUAAUGUUUUUUUUUUUUUCGGCUUCAACGAGAGGGUUAGUAUUUCAAUGCUCCGGUAGACCGUUCCCAUCCUGAAAGAACCUUGCAAAAAGGCCUAAAGAAUCAUAAUUACAUCCAGUUCUAGAAUUCCAGUGUAUUUCAGGUAACAUUUGCAUAAUUCCAGACUCUUCCACCAAACAAUUUCCGAACAGUCUCUAAACAAAGAAAUAUUGCUCAUUCCAUUUUAACUGGCAUAUAAUGUACUUUUUUGUUAUAUUGUUCACCUCUACAAUUGUGAGUUUACUUACUAGGGUAUGUUCGAAUAGGGAAUUAAGGACGAAAUAAACUAACAACUUGAAGGAACACAAACUGUGCAAAAGAAUAGAACUGCUGUAGAUUGUUAAAACAGCUGAGUAAAAAGACAAACUGAAAUCAAUGUCCGGCGCCGCCAUAUGUAUGCUCUCCUGCAGCUGUACUCUUGUCCCUUUUAUUUUGCACAAAGGCCGCGCACUCGUUUAAAAAUUGACUCGCGCCUAUAGUGACUACAGUCGUUCCGUUCUCACGACGUAAUGUCACCCUGAAUCGACCAAUGAGCAUGUCUAUCUGCUCAACAUAUUCCAUUCACUGAAUUAUUAGUUAUCUUUAAAUCUUCUCGAUAUUUUUUAACAGAAAGGUCCGCUUGAAGAAUGUCGUUUCUUUGCAUACACGCCGACUAAAAUAUUCAAAAAAUGCAGAUCAAAACAGGAAAAAAGAGAAGCACCAGCGGUAAGGUUUUGGUACAAGGUAGCCACAUUUCUGAGCCGGAUAAAACUAUAGGUAGUUAAAAUUUUUUUUCUUUGAUGCUUUCCCAGCUAUGUUGGCAUGCAACACUGUUCAUGAAGACUUUGCCAAAUUUUCUUUGCACGGAUCACCGAUGUUUCACCAAGAGAGGGGGAGGAUAGCAAAAACUCAAGACCCGGGGGAGGAUUACUAAACAAAGUUUGACACGAGAAGGCUCUGCACCGAUAUCCAAUCCCUUUUAUAUUCCACGGUACCCCUUUCAAAUACCUAUACUUAAGGAAACUGUUUCCCUUUGGAAGGAAAUUGAUAACAUCAAAACAAAUUUUAAAAAACAGCUCAAAACAAGGCGGUAUGAUUGAAAUAUAUUUAAUUUAAGGCCCCUUUAAACACCUAAUUGCCUCCCGUGAAAAAGGUAUUCCUUUCGGGCGGGAGCUUACCUGUAUAGGAACUUACUCUCGGGAGUAACCCAUCUCCCUCCCCCCUGACCUGAUUAGACGAACAUUUCAAUAGAUAAGCCCAACAUAAAAAGCCAAGAAAAUUCUCUCAGAGCUAUUUAUUGUACCUAUUCACGUGUACAAAAAGUGGUAUUACAGCUGUUUCGGAUAACGCGACCUGCCAUGUCUUAGGAUUUUGAGUCUUGCUGCGACAUCACUUAAACUCUGAAGGCUCGGCGCUAUCUAGCGGACCUCUCAGGAGACAGAAGUUUACUUCCACGGGUUCAAAAGGUCAUGGUUUGUGAUUUGUGACUGAUCGAUUUCGAUCCGUUUUAUGUGCUAUACGAUUGCAUUCUCGGGUUUUGAUGUUUAACUUAAUAAGUUUACAAAGUUACUACGAGUAUAGAGUAAGUUUAGAAAGAGGUUGUAAUUCUCAACUGUAUACUGUCUAUUUUUCACCCAAGUACCACUUUUUAGCGACACUACUUAAACUUACUUAUGCUUUGCCGCAUUCUAGGUGCAAGGCUGAUUAAAGAGCUAAUGUAACCCUUAAACUGCUAAGAGUCAAUCAUUUCCCAAUCUACCUUUUUCAAGUUUACAAUUGUGCCGAACAACAAUUUUACUGAAAGCCUGAGAAUCAAAGAAUCAAAAUGGUCUUAAAAUCCCAUUAAAGACACAAGCCAGCCCUAUGCGACAAUUGCUCCACUCUCAUCCCGGAAAAACUAUCCAACUAUAACAGCUUUUUUUAAAAACCACAAAAAUUAAUAAGGAAAAUAAGCAACCUCAAAAGAUUCCGAACAAAAAACAAGAGUCACAAUGGUUUCAAUAGAACUGACACAUACUCUCCUUCCAAGAGGACAUUUGAAAAGGAAAGAAACAUCAAGGAAAUCAGUAUUAUGUUCGAAUAUCUGAACAACUUUUCCUGGUUAAGGAAACAUGCUCAGCACAAAAUGUUUAACGCUUUGUAAUAUUCUAGCAAUUUCUGACAUUGAGCCACCAGCCGACUUUGUCAGACCUUGUACGACAACAGAGCACUCGCACUAAGGAAAAACUGCCCGACUGGAAAAGCCUUAUUUAAAAACAACAAAAUCAUAACAACCUCUUAGUCUUCCAGGCCAAUAGCUAUAAUAAAUAUUUCCAGUAGAAUAUAAUCCUUCCAAUUGCAAGGAGACAGUGGUUAAAUCGAAAAUAAACUAGUGGAAAUGUAAUUGUUGAGAUCGGUUAUUGGAGCCACUUUUCUCAUUCAAAAGGGACAAAAGACAUUGAGCUGCCUGUUGUAUAAAUAGAUAGACGACCGCAUUCUUUUAACAGUUGCUCUUUGUUUUUCCCACACUUUAUUGUCUCAUUUAGUUUCGUUUUAUUAUAAAAGAACAAAAGCCUAACGGCAAAAUACAAUGUGACGAUAAUAGAUCAUACAAAUUUUCCGGGUUGCGGGUAUAAAAUUUGUUAACUUUAGUCUUACUAGCUGGGCUCAGUAAAUUCAUCUACGCCAAAUGCACGGAGACGAAUGAACGAUUGUCCCGUAGUCUUUUCAGAGGGAGUUUACCGGUAAGACUUAAUCAGGUGAGUAAUAUUUUUUCUUUUGUCUUCCAAAACUGCGACCAUAACAAUUGGCAAAGUUUGAUAUACCUCCCUUUUAAAGGGGCACCUGUCCAGACAGCACUCAUAGACACGAACAAGCUCACAAAUAAAAACUGCGAGACGCUCCCUGCCACCAAGUUCCUCCGCUACAUACACAAAUAGUCAGUGGAAAGAUUUCAGAAUCUGAGAAUGUCUUAUUCGCCGUAUGUAUCCAAGCGUCAUCCCAAACAAUAAAAAUUGAAUAGUUAUUGAAAUAAAACAAUACAAAAAACUAAGCACAUAGUCAGCUCAAAAAUAACAUAAACUGUGAUAGCCUGAUCUCGCUGUGAACAGCACGUCGAGUGUUGGUCUCCAAACGGAGGGCAAACGAAGUCGCAGGAGGUUAGUAAAUGUUGCCUUUAACCAAUUACGGUACACUGACUAAGCCAAGAGAACGUAAUUUAUUAAUAGCCUUUUUCUUCCCAUUUCUUCUCCGUCUGAAUUCCCUUAUCUUUGUGCUUUCUUGCGUUUUGUCAUAUCUCUCAUUAGUUAGAGAGCCUGUUUAUCCUUGCCUUACGAUUGCAAUCUUUUAAUGAAAGGAACAGUGGCUGUAGCGUCCUAAUCAGUGUUAGAUAAACGACCGAAUUAAAGGCACAAGGAACAUUUCGCAUAAUUUUGCACGUUUUGGGACGUUUCACAGGUGUCGAAAUUAGUGCUAAUGAGCUAGGAAAACCCAUUUAUAUUUGUUCUCCCUCUCUUUCAGUCAGGGGCACCCAACGACGGUUUCCUCCUAAUCCUUUAAAAACACUUUUUAGGUUAUCCAGAGUACUUUUAGAUCUUUAGAAAUGCAUUCUAAGUGGCGCUAUAAAAUUUGGAUCUGUUCGGUCAUCCUAGGGGAACCUGAGUCUUUCGAAAUUACACUGCACGAAAGUAAGAAGUUUACUGAUUCCUCUCUCCAUCCCAUGUUUGAAUCCGAAAGUUUAAUAGGUAUCCUUCUUUUUACGAAAAAUAGCCUAACCUGGGGAGUGAAAUGUGAAAAAUUAAACUUAUAAAAUAGUUGGGAAUUUAUUAGAUAAGCUUCCAAAAUUAAUUGUACUAUGCGACAAUGGCUCCACUCUCAUUCCGGGAAAUCUAUCCAACUAUAACAGCUUUUUUGAAAAACCAGAUAAGGAAAUUAAGCAACCUCAACAGGUUCCAAACAAAAAGCAAGGGUCACAAUGGUUUCAAUAGAACUGACACUCCUUCCAAGAGGACAUUUGAAAAGGAAAGAAACAUCAAGGAAAUUAGUUAUGUUCGAAUAUGUAAAAAUACUUUUCCCGGUUAAGGAAACAUGCUUAGCACAAAAUGCUUAACGCUUUGUAAUAUUCUAGCAAUUUCUGACACGGAGCCACGGGCCAACCUUGUCAGACCUCGUACGACCACACAGCACUCGCACCAUGGAAAAACUACCCAACUGGAACAGCCUUAAUUAAAAACAACAAAAUCAUAACAACCUCUUAGUUUCUCAAGCCACUAGCUAUAAUAAAUAUUUCCAGUAUCAUAUAAUCCUUCCAAUUACAAGCAGACAGUGAUUAAAUCGAAAAUAAACCAGUGGAAAAAUGUAAUUGUUAAGAUCGAUUAUUUGAGCCACUUUUCUCAUUCAAAAGGCACAACAGACACUAAGCUGCCUAUUGUAUAAAUAUAGAUAGAUGACCGCAUUCUUUUAACAGUUGCUCUUUGUUGUUCCCACACUUUAUUGUCUCAUUUAGUUUCGUUUUAUUAUAAAAGAACAAAAGCCUAACGGCAAAAUACAAUGUGACGAUAAUAGAUCAUACAAAUUUUCCGGGUUGCGGGUAUAAAUUUGUUAACUUUAGUCUAGUUGGGCUCAGUAAAUUCAUCUACUGUAGGGAAUCCACGGAGACGAGUGAACGAUUGUGUCGUACUUUUUUCAGAGGGAGUUACUGGUAAGACUUAAUCAGGUUAAUAUUUUUCUUUUAUCUUCCAAAACGCAACCAUAGCAAUUGGCAAAGUUUGAUAUGCCUUCCUUUUUAAGUGACACCGGUCCAGACAGCACUUUAGACAUUAACAUCCGCACAAAUAAAAGCUGCGAGAUGCUUCUUCCCGCCACCAAGUUCCGCCGCUACAUGCACAAAUAGACAGUGGAAAGAAUUCACAAUCUGGGAAUGUCUUAUUCGCCGUAUGUAUUCUACCAUCAUCCUGAAAAAUAAAAAUUGCACCGUCAUAUUGAAAUAAAACAAUGCAAAAAAACUAAGCAUUUAGUUCUCAAAACACUGAGAUCGCUGUGAACAGUAUGCCGAGUGUUGGUCUCCAAACAGAAGACGAUUACAAUCAAUGUGAAUCGCAGGAAGUUAUAAAUGUUGCCUAACCAAAGAUUUCAAAGAUUUCGUUAAAUUUAGCUAGUCUGUCUAGUCUAAUAGGAAGACGGUCCUUUUCGAAGAAUGGGAAAAACUUUAAGUUACGGUUGACGAAGCCUAGUACGUAAGGGGCCGUCGACAUAUUCACUUCCCCCCGCUUAACGUCAACUGGGCGUUUAGGUCAGACCCCCCCCCUCCCUCCUCCUUAACGUCCACUUGAAAUUGUGCUGCCCCAAAAAUCACUGCAUUCCAGUACUGACAUGCACUUUUUACGUGAAGAUGUCACCGAUUUACUGUUUUAAAACGUGGUAGAAACUUCAUACAUCGAAUUAUGCUUUGUCCUACCUGUUUUCUUGCAAAAUCUACAUAGCUGCUUUUUCCUGUCAAUGCUUUUGAUUCCCUACUACACUACAGUAUUCAGAGGUCAAAGCCAGAAUCGCUGGUACAAGACCGUCAUGUCGGCCGCCAUGUUAUUAAACAACAUACUAAACCUACUGGCCAGCGGCAUUCCAUUUUCUAAUUCAUGUAUGCAUUACUCUUUCGUUACUCUGAAAGCACGGAUUUAUACUUUACUCAGUUUAAGUUAAAGUAUUGUCAAUUGUUGUUAGAUUGAAGUGAAAAUGAUUGCCUCGGAUUUUGUCCGAUGAGGGUGAACGGAUUCUCAAAAAAGAACGCUGACGUUCAAAGGAUGUAUUGAAAAAAGAUUCCAGUUGUGUUCACAAACGUAACUAACCAUAAUUUUUGGUAUUGUCAAAAUUUUAGUGAUUUAGGACAGAGUUUAAAAGAUCACAAUGUAAAGUGUACAAUUUGUUAGUAGUUAAGGGCAGAGUUUAAAAGAUCACAAUUUACACUCACUUCUUUAAUUGGUCCUGCUUUCUCUUUAAUUAUGUCACGAGCGCCGUUCCACACAUGACGUAUAAUUUAUGAAAAUGCAUCAGUUUGCUUUUGUCCAAAAAUGCCCCGCACUAACGUCCACUGCCUUACUCCUUCCCCCGCUAAACGUCCAGUUGACGUUAAGCGGGGGAUAAGUGAAUAUGUCGACAGCCCCUAAUUUGUUAAUAGCCAAGGCAAAACUGUGUCGUUGUCAGGCCUUCUAUGUUUCACAGUAUUUUGCAAAUUCCACUCAAACUGAAUGACAUGUAAACAAGAAAGAAUUUCCUUUUUACUUGGGGUUGACAUUUUUAUGCUGACAUAGAACAUCUGUUACCAGGUGAGCCAUUUCGCUGUGUUUCUACGCAAUUGCUUGGAAUUUUACUUAGUUCACUCGAAAACUAUAAGUACAGAAAAACCAUCGAGUUUUUACUGUUUCACUUAUCAGGUUUGCGUCUUUUUCCUUUUAAUUUAGUUUGCUUGUUUUUUUUGUUGUUGUUUUUUGUUUUUUUUUCCUUUACAAAUUUAGUUUGUUUUUUGCCAUAUAGAUAUAUAUAUUAUUUUUCAUAGUUAAAAUAACAAGUAUUUAUAAUUAUUUUUUUUUUGUCAACAAAUAAAAAAAAUAAAAAAAACCUGUGUUUUAAGAACCUGUUAAGCUCUGUUAGGAUAAAAUUUGCUAGUUAGGAUCUCUCUACACAAGAAACUGUUUAGCCUAAAACCCAUUUCUAAAAUCUACAAAAAUUCUGUAAACUUGGGAGAGUAAGAUAAGUCAACAGUUCAGAAUCCUCUUCGAAGACGUAGGUGCCUCAUCACUCCAUCUACAAAGUACAUAGUUUGCAGAUUUUAAAGUCAUAAGGAACAAGCUGAAUACCAGAGGUAAAUAAACCUCUAAGAUACAAUGUACUUUUCUACGAAAAACGUGGGUUCUCCGAAAAUUUUGGAUCUAGGAGUCUUGGAUUCGUCGUUUUUUCUUUUCCGUUUGGUCUUAGGAGUCGAAAUUUUUAGAGUUCAUGGGGAAAGCUUAUCGAACUAAGCAAGCAGAUUAUUAAGACACUGUCUUCCAUCGGCAUUUUCGGCCAGUUCUUAAGUUUUAUUUGUACUAUUAUCUCGAAAUUUUCGGCGCUUAGAGUCUCGGGCUUGGAUUUUUUAGAACCAAAGUCUCGUGCUCAGAAUUGAUAAGAACGCAUAAGUCUCGGUCUCGAAUAAACCAGAGUCUCGCAGUCUAGCGAAGUCUCGAAUUUAUCAUUCUAAUUACCCCCAUAAUUUCUUGCGUGUUUUUACUGAAUUCAGACAGAGUAAACAAUAUCAGCGAUCGAGUUCACCAGACAAGCAAGAAAAAACGAAUUCAAGCCAUCAUCAUUACUUGCAAGCUUUUCGGACUGUCUACCACCCUGACCGAUUCUAAAAGAACAUCCGUUGCAAUUCAUUCAGCGUGUGCGUCAUAGCAUGUAACAAAACUAAUUGUUAUUUGAGAUAAGAGUUGCUUAUUUAAGAUUAGGUUCGAUACCAUGGAAGAAACAUCAAUUUUCAGGGCCCACUAUUGUAUCCCGUUGCUGGGUAACCCAAUGAUAAUGCACGUGGAAAUUGACCUCUGGCUCACGUAUUUCGCGCAUUUUGGAUAGCAGGCCGCGCGUGAUUUCUUUUCUUUCUUUCUUUUUUUUUCUUUUUUCUUUCUACGAGAGGUACCCCUACUGUUAGGUACCUACCAUAACUUUGUGGAAAAAACAUUUUACAUCAGUAGAUUCACCUAGCAACCUUUGAUUGUGGUAUUGCGUCCACUACAAUAGUGGAUAAGGUGGUGCGGGAGGGUAUGUGUAAAUUUGUGUGCGUUAAUUUUUAGGAAAAGCACUGAUAUUGAGCGACCAACAAACUGCAAUGCAGCCACGUCCAACACAAUGUACGGUGCAAAAUAAAAUAAAAGGAACUGAAGGGUUGGGGGAUAUUAUAGCUAAACCUUAGCUCAAGGUUUCUAGAGCAAACAGAUCCACUAGCUAUAACCGUAACAAAAUGCCUGCGGUAUUGACACAUGAAAGUACUAAAAGGUCUUGAAAAUAAAAAGUAGUUGAACACUUACUCUAAAAUACAUCAGAUAACCUCUGCAGUAGACAAAUUAGCGAGCAAAAUAAAUGGAAACUCCUCAGCUAGUAGACAAAAAUUCCUCUUAUUACGGACGUGACCCGCAAAAGGUAGCAAAAAAAUAUUUUUUUGGCGCUCACGCCAAUAGGUAAUCGUCAGCAUACUGACGUACAAAAUGGAAGGAGUCUGGGGAUGAAUUUAUCCCUAAUGAAUGAAAAAUGAAAUGGCUGGGAAAAGGGGGGUUACCCUCCUUAAAAAAAAAACUUUUUAAAAAAUAUAAAUUGCCAACCAGAAAGUAUAAUCACCUAUAGUAUUAUUUCGUUCUUUAAGUGGCUGUCCACUUAAGAGCGGUCCGUCUAGUUUGGGAUUGCCAGUAAACCUUCCCUCUAUGUUUUGUGGGUGAAAAGGACUUAAUGAGGAAUGAUUUAAAAUCGAGCUAAUUUUUUUCAAAAACUUCGCUACAGCAUAAAACUUCUUUCCUGUCUGAGAACGCUUCUUCAACUUUAUUCAGUGGCCAAAAUUCUGUAAUUUUAAAAGCCGCGCUUCUUCGUAACGGAUAAAUAUCGCGAAAUUCUACAUAGUACAAUGGAUUUAGCUGCAUUUGACUUGUCCUAUGACGGAAUCUUGGAUAAUUUGACGCAAAAUUAAAUUAAAUUAAUACGAUCAAAGACGAGCCACUUUGCAGUUUUUUUUCUCCCUCGACAAAUUUCUCCAAAGUAAAAGCUAAAAUCUCCAAAGCGGUACAAAAAUCACAGGCAAAAUGCACUUCACAGCAAAGAUCUUACCUAAUUCUGUUAGACAAUUAAGUCAAACGUGCGGGUAUCGUUCUGGGUUGGACGUGAUCAAACGUUUUUAAGAGCCUCUUUUCGGCAUUAUUUGCAUAGAUUUGCCCGAUUAACGGUUCACACACAACAACUUUAAUUUAGUAGAUAUUUUCUCAGCAGCUGAGAACGUUGUUGUGUAUCCUCAAAAUAACGAACACGUGUUUUGUUUUUACUAGCCUUUUUAAGUUUGUAUAAAUGAAAGCCGAAAAAAAUAAAAAUAACCUCCAAGAGUGUAUAGUAAUCGGUGUCAUAAAACAACACUAAACUGAAAAUUUGAUGGUAUACAAGCGGCUUAUACACAAUCCCGGUUUAGUGGUUCAAAAGGUGGAUAUAGCUUAUCUCUUGAUAAGGAUCUUAUUCAUUAUUUGCUUAUUGAAAAUAAGAAAGUGAAUACGAAAUAACGAUGUAGAAAUUAAAAGCAUGGAAACGAUGAACUACUCGAACUACUUAUUUUCAGAACUUAAGUCCUUUUCCGUCCAGAACCAAAAUCUGAAUCAUAAUCAAAAAUAGUAUUUUGGCGCCAUAUUUCCAUACAUGCUACUAAAAAUACUAACUUAAAACUAAUUCAAUUAUUUUUCUAGUCAACCAUGAAUAGACGUUUACUGGUCAGUUUGAUAUUCCUGCUGGCCAUAGACUUGGUCUCAACGUACGUCAUUGAGGAUACAUUUUCCGGCACGGGAGAAGUGUUAGAUGAAAUUUCUAACCUGGAAGACGUACAGGAAAGAAACUUACCCAAAGAGCCUCUUGUUCACAUCCCCCGCCUGAAAGAAAAACACAAAGACAGCUUCCUUGAAGUUAGUCAAGAAGAUGCUUUCGAGACUAUCAAAACAAGGGCUAUGAAACUCGCCGCAAAUGAAUGCUCCAACAUAACUGUUAAGGAAAGGAAUCUAGAGGCGGAAAGAGAAUCAUCCUUGAGACCAAACUAUCAGGCUUUUCAGCACGGAAGCAAGAAUUUUAUGACCGACGAGCAGUAUAAUGCUGCCGCGAAGAGCGAAAAAUGCAGCGCAUGCGUUCUGAAUACUCUGUGCAACGACACAUCUAUUCGGCAACUGUUGAAUAUUAACACCAGUCUCCCUGAGUGAGUACAACAUAUUUACAUUUACAUACGAUUUAGAUUUACUAAGGCUUAAUUUUAACCUACGUGUACAUUAAAGGGGACUGAUUAUAGUAGUUUGGUAGAGUAAAUGUCAAACCCUACAUGUCAUGGUAUACACCUAAUUGAAGAGGUAAGAAGAAAGGAUCAAAAUAAUUUCACAUAAAAUCGUGUAAUGAGAAGAAGGGAACAUUUCAAUGAGUUGACUUAUUCUAAAAUUACAUAAAUCUAAGAAUGAAAUUUAUAUGCCUAUUCAACUACACGCACCCCAACAUUUAAUCAUAACUCUCAUCAUAACUACGGGUGGUCUUAUAUGCGUAAUCCUCCAAAUGAGCGUGGCGGUAUGGGAAUUAAGGUAAAAGAUCCAGGAAGAUAAAUAAUAACUGGAAUUCUCAAUUUAAAAAAAACACCUUACCAUUCCAGACGUAAACUAAGUAAACUCUCCUACUAAUAGGUUGAAUAGACAUAGAAGUUUCAUUCUUAUUUACUAGGUAAUUUUAGAUUAUACCUAAGUCAACCCCAGGGGGGAAGAGGGGUACUCCGGUGGCGGAGUUUAUCGAAUGAGAGCAAAAAUCAAAACCCGAACAAUCCUUAAGGCUUCCAACGAAACCCAAAAAACCCUGGACCAAAAAUUAACCCCCAAAAUAUCUCACGCCGAAUUUCCGAGCCUUAAAAAUUUCCAGAUGCAAUGUAAUGCAUUUUAGUAAAAUCCAGCUAGUGGUCUAUUAUUAAUGCUGCGUUCUGAUUGGUUGAGCUACUACAAGGCUAUAUGUUAUAGCCCACAAGUGGCGAAAAGCGCCGGCUUUUGGCGGCAAAAAAGGAUUAAAGUCUACCGUUAACUAGCUAAAGCUGUUUUGUCUCGAUAUUUUUUUACCAACUACUUGGAUUUUACUAAAGCAAUUAUUCCUCUCUCCCUCACGGCCUCUGAGUCAAUAGCCCAUUCGGCCUUCGGCCUCAUGGGCUAUUGACUCAGAACCCAUUCGGGCUCGAGGAAUAAUUAUUGAAUAGUUGACACUACAGCUGCCCCCGCUCUGUAUAUUGUCGGUCAAUAGUAUGAUUGGUCGUUGUGUAGCUCCGGUUCAAAUAUAUCGAUUCAUAAUGAAGAUUUUCUCACAUAUUCCAUACAGCAGGUGAGAUAAAAAACAGGACAAGAAAAGUUCCCAGCACGGAUUCACUACGACUUUCACAGCUUUGAUUAAAACAUUCUCAGUUUCCAUUCAAAAUAAUUUAUUCUAAACCACAAAAAAAAGAUUUAAUUAGAAGUUGCAAUUUUUCGCUAUUUCUCUUUCACUUUUUACAUACUGUUCAUUUUAUUUGCCGGAAUGUAAACCUUAGAAAUUCAAAGGUUUGAUUAAUUCACGCUCGCGCGUUCUAGUCUUUUUCCCGGAACUUCAUAGAAGGACAUCUGUAAGCAGGGAAUAAGUCAGCACAGAAUUUAAUUGUCGGCGAAUUUCUAUAAUCGUCCAUCGUUCUUCUAGGGAUAACCUAGCCGUUGAUUCAAUCGCCUUGCUUGUUUGUGGACUGGGUCUUUAAUAUUCCUCCAAAGAGAGAGAAAGAGAGUCUGUCAAAUUGUUUCCAAUCUAAGAAAUUGGCAACUCGUGUCUGGUAAACAAGUGUUUAAUAUCAGUUAUACGCACCUUGUUAUAACUUCAUCUGCGCUUAACGAGUGUCUUUUGGUCCAUAAAUUUCAAAACAGCUGCUCCACAGAAUGUUGCUGAUAACACGUGACGCAAAAGAGUAUCGAAGUAUGACUGUACAAUAAGUGUCACAAAAUCUACCUAUUAGUAACGGGUCCCUUCCGGAUUUUCUGUUUUACGUCAACAUCUCUAACUUGCGGGCGCAAACAAAACAAACGUCAUCAUUACCCAACGAUUCCAUGCUGCCCCUGUUCAAGCAAAUCGAGAUUUUUUUCUGGUAUACUGACUGUAUAUUUCAACCGUGUAAGUACUUUUCUUAAUAUACGAGCGAGCUACUAAAGUGCCUUCUUGGGAUUUCCCAUUCUGGGCGAAAUGCGGGGGCAACAAUAAAACAGCCGCAAAACAAGUUCGGUUGAACUUUAUUCGCAGAACUACGCGGCCGAGAUACGCGGGCACUACCACGACUCUUCACAUUGUUUUGAGUACCUCCAAAAAAAUACUUGCCAAAUUUUCCUACCCCAAAAAAUGCCGGAAUGGAAAAUCUCAAACCCAUAAAAAUCCUUCGAUCAUCUCCCUCACUUGAAAUCCGUAGUACCCCCAGGGGAAGUCAACUCAUUGCGAUGGGCUUUUCUUUUCAUAACACGAUGUUAUUUCCCCUAAUUUCGAAGAGGUUAUUUCUUUCCUCUUCACUUUUGUAGGACAUAUUCCAAGAGCUUCGGCUGCCUGUGACAAUCACCGCUACUUUCGGACAUUAGGAAGCUUAAGCAAAGAACUUUUUUAUUAACGAAGAAACUUUUUGUAUGCCUAGAUACUUCUAAACGUGUAUUGCAAAGUGUUUUACUCUUAUUCAGACUUAUAACCCAAGGAAAACCACUCUCCAAGAAUGCAAAACGUCCACUUCCGAUUGACGUGCGACUUUGCUCAAAAACGCCGUUGCUUAAGCUCCCUAUUGUAUUGUAUUUUGUUUCAAGAGCAUGGGCCAGAAAUGAGAUGCUAGAUAGCCAACUACGGCUAAAAGAAAGUUUAAUCAGGGUUCCUAUCACAAGCGCGAGUGCAAAUUACUUUUCUAAAAAUAAUAACAGGCUGCACUGUUUCACAGCACACAUAUCGCACGCUUAUCAAAUUUAUAAGAAAAGAAACGUUGACUCGGCUAGAAAGGUGACCGCUGGGUCACCCUUUUUCGAUGUCAAGGUCACCCUCCUAGUCAGUAUAACUUCUCUCCAUAUAAACACUUUGGCUCCCCCAGCGAGGUCAACUAGGCCAAUAUGAUGCGCAGGCGCUGUUUUCAGUUCGAGGCUCAAGUAAAGAGGUGAACUUUAAACGCUUUUUAAAGUUGAUUCAGUCGGGAGGGUGGCUCCCUUUCCGUUAACCGAGGCAUUACAGUACUGCUAAGGAGUGCACACACGUCGAAGCGCACCAAGAUUCCCAUCGCUGUUGGAUAACUAAUUUCUAGUUUUAUAAAAUUAAAACAGAUUAAGACCAGCGUCAAACAGGUCUCUUUCUACAACUUCCUAAUAUUAUUAUCUUCUAACAGGAGAGAACAAGUUAGAAGGUGCAAAAAAAUCAUCCUCCGGCGAGCAAUGAGAAUUAUGCCUAAAGAAGAAGAAUCCAUAGACUGUGAUGAGGACGCCAAAUAUCGCACAAUCAAUGGAACCUGCAACAACCUAAAAAACCCAGAAUUUGGAUCAAUCAACACAAAAUUCGAACGACUUAUACCAGCCGAUUAUGGCGAUUGCAUCUCAACCCUUCGAGAAUCAGUGACUGGCCACCCACUUCCAAACACCCGAGAAGUAAGUUUCAAAGUUCACGGCAGCAACGCAGAUGGCUUAAAUCCUAAUUCUACAGUACUGUCCCAUCUGGCCAUGAACUUUGGACAGUUCAUGGACCACGACCUGUCGCUAGCGGAGGCACAGGGAGUUAACUGUGAGCCACCCGAGGACAAGGAAGAACCUGAAUGUAUCAACAUUCAUAUUCCCAAAAGCGAUAGGAUUUUCCGUGACAGAUAUAUUAAAUUUAUUGAAAUGGAGAGAGAGGCUUUCAUCAAACCAGAUUCUUUUUGCAAACUAGAAGUUCGAGAACAUCCGAACACAAUAACCGCCUAUAUUGACGCAUCUAACGUGUAUGGAUCAACUGACGAGAUAGCUGAAUCACUUCGAGCUGCAGACGGCCUCCUAUUGGUCAUGAAGCAUCCACAUGGCUGCCAAUUCAAAAACUUACUGCCUGCUCAAGUCGACGGUUUCUGCCCAACAAGAAAUUUUUUUGAACCAUGUUUUUUCAGCGGAGACAUACGAAACAAUGAGAACCCUGGUAAGAUAGGCUGGGCCAUCCACAUAAAUUCAUCUCUCUGAGGUCCCUUGGUGUCAGAGACUUUUCUUGCGCGGAUUCUGCUUUCGGGCUUCGCCGCUCGUGGCUUCGGCUUUCGACCGAAGACGUGUCGGCCUGCCGCCGACCCCGAGACUUCUCCGCUGCUCUUGAUCAUCGUGCGCAAGAAAAAACCUCUGAUACCCAGGGUAUCCUCAUGUCAUGAAACACUUUUCCUUUAAUUCCUUUCCCGAAAAAAAAAAGAAAAAGAAAAAAAGAAAGAAAGAAAGACAAAAACUCGUGAGAUGAGUAAUUUUCUCGUGCAAUAUUUCAUACCUCCAGUGACGCAACGUUACACUAUUAAAACAGGACGAAGAACCCUACUUUGGUUAUCACCCAUUUCGCGCAAACCUCCUUUGGGGAAAACAACAGAGAAAUCAGGGAUUAAUUCAUCUCUCUCGAUGAAACUUUUGAGAAAUAUAACACUAAUUUUAGGCUGAUUCUUUAGGUCCUUUGCAUGCGUACGUACAUUUCCAAUAUACACAUCAUUUUUGCUCCAAUCCAGUAAGUUGUUUUUUGUAGGGUAAUGAUUAAAAGCUCUUGCAACCUUAAAUGCUGCUGCAUGAAAAAAUAAUUGAUCUUUCCCAUAUAAAAUACUAUUACUAAUUAUACAAGUCGUUCUCAGUACAGUUCAGCAAACAUGUGCAGAAAUUAAGACCAAGUCCUCGGGUACUUUACUCAGUACACAAAGAAAAACUAAUUAUCAUAAUGAUAUUUCUAAACCUACAGGUCUAAAUUCGGUCCAUACUAUCUUCGUGCGUGAACACAACCGAAUCGCAACAUUUUUCAUAAAGAAUACAGACUGGGACCCCGAAAAGAUUUAUCAAGAAACCAGAAGAAUCGUCGGAGCAGAGCUACAAAUCAUAACAUACGGCGAGUUCCUGCCAUUACUUUUGAGUGUGCACACGGUAGGUCCCUGCAAAGCUACACCCUACCUUUUUAGCAUGUCUCCAGAUUUCAAGUGACGGGGAUAUCGUUUGGGGGCAACAAUCAAAACCCAAAAAAUCCCUGGACCACAAGUUAACCCCCCCAAAAACCCCAUGCCUAAUUUCCGAGCCUUAAAAAUUUCCAGAAAGAAUAACAUGUUAGUUGCACUUUAUUAGCAGGACUACUCGUCCUUCAGAUUGUUUUGAACACCCAAAACAGUACUGCAAUCUGUAACAGAAAUUGAAACGUUCCGUGUAACACUGGUUGCACAGGUAAAAAUUCGUCCCCAGUUCAAAGCGUUUUGUCCGGACCCGUGUUAACGAGGUCGAACCUACAUGAGUAGGUUUCUGUUUUAAAUGUCAAUUACUUUGAAUUAAAGGAAGGUUAGAGCGGCGCUUCUCAUUCCAGGGGCGGCCAACCACGGUUUCCUCAUAAAUACAUUGAAAACACUUUUUAGGCUAUCCAAAGUACUGUUCGGUCAUCCUAGGGGAACUUGAGUCUCUUCAAAAUUACAAGGGCUUGGGUAUCAUUUUCCCAAAAAUUUUAGAUGACAUUUGACUUAUUACGAAAGUGAGACAUUUUUUAAUUCCUCUCUCCAUCACAAUUUUUGAAUCCGACAAUUUUAGGUUUCCUUUCUUCAACAAAAAAUAGCCUAACUUGGGACGUAAAAUUGAAAAAUUAAACUUCAGAAAAUCGCAAGGAAUUUAUUAGAUAAGCUUCGAAAAUUGUACAUGAAUAGAAAGGUCAUUCUAGGCAAAUAUUUGCUUUUCCAAACAGAUAUUUACAGAAAACAGUCGUUGGGUGCCUCAGUCUGUUCUUCUUCCAGUCUGCAAAGAACUUGUUUUUCUGACGGCACUUAUUAUACAGUCAUUUGGCUCCCGUAAGCGACCACCUCGGAUAAAAGUCGUUUUCUGGUUCAGCGAACGAGAAUGAACUCCUCCAAGUGACCAUGUGGCAAAUGAAUGCGCUCGCUUAGAACGCUUUUAUAUUGGCACAUUGUUGUUUAUGACUAAAAUACAUGUCUGAUGAAAUAAUAAAACAGCUUUAUUUUUAUUCGAAGCUUUAUUACAUUCGAAGUUUUCGAAGAUAAUACAGUAUUAAUUAAGCCGUUGGCGUUUCUGUUACGUAUAACCCUGAAUUUGAGCAAGACGUUAAUUGGUUCAGUUCGGGUGUUGUCUGAGUGGUCGAAUAUGAAACUGAAGAAAGAGAGAAGAAACUGAUAUCUAGUCGGUGAUUAACAAAAGUGGUCAGCGGAGCGGUCGCUUACGAGAGUGGCCUUAAGUAGAAAAUUGUCAUGUGGGAAGAAACGGAAAUUUUUCGUUGAGGAGAGGAAAUAAACGGAGACAAGCAAACUGCAAUCAAGCCCAGUGCUCGUGAACUUUCUCUAGUAAACAAGAGAUCCGAACUCGUUACUCUAAAAAGCAGCUAUAAAAACACUGAAUUCGCCACGUAACCACUCAAAAGAAGGGGAGCUCUAACCAUACUGUACUCGAUUAGAAAUUUGGUAUUUAAAACUUAAAAAAUUUACCCACAGCUCUUUAAGAGGCUCCUUGCCGGGUUUGGGGCGUGGUCUUCUGUGCCAGAGGUCCCGAGUUAAAUUCCCAGGGCUGAGCUCAAUUCUUCGUUUGGACCUCUUUCUCUUUCCGCGUAGCUUUGUGAGAGCUUUGCCACGAAAUUUAUUACAACUAAAACGGUGGAAACUGCCACCAAAUUGAGUUAAAAAUCAAAAUAACCAAUCAAAAUAUUAAAAAAGAUCAUAAACAUAGUCACUACAUUUGAAGAAGAUUGAAACGGAUGACAACUGCGGUUUUUAAAACUUGUUAGCUGAACAGUUUUUCAUGUUAUUCAAUACAUCCAAGUUCACUUUUAGUUGUUUAUUAUAACGUUUGGUAUAGUUUGAUUUAAUGCUUAAAAGACGUAUUUAAUUGUUUGACUCGAAGCCCUGAUUUUGUCAUUCACAAGUAAUUUCUUAAGUUCGAAUAGCAGACAAAGACGUGUAAUUGGCAUUAUCAGAGAAAAUGAACUAGACACAGCCCCUUUAAUUACCCGUAAAAUGAAGCAAUAACGGAGAGAGAAAGGUAAAUAAGUGCACCACAGGACUCAGGAUUGCAAGCCAGAUGAUGAUUAUUUCAAGCUACUAAACCUAAAAUAAAGACGAAUUUUUCGACCAUUUACCUUUAACUUCUUACAGAAUACUCUCCUUCUUUACAUUUGUAUUUAGCUCUACGCGUGAUUAUGCAAAUAAUGUAUAUAUUGCACCCGUUUACAUAACAAAAAAGGUUUAUUUUGUGUUUGUUUACUUUCACCACUAUUUAGAGAAAAGAAUUUGGUCUUGUACUUCUUGAGGGAGAGGAGUUUUUCACUGGCUAUGACAAAGAGGAAAAUGCUCAAACAUUAACAGCCUUUGCCGUAGCUGCAUAUCGAUUUGGCCACAGUUUGGUUCAAGAGCUUUUCAAUCGAUUCUCUCAAGAUGGCUUUGAACACAAAUGCAGCAAAUGUAGCAAAGACAAAUUACAAUUCCAGCCAAUCCCAGUACUGGACUUCAAUAACCCAGCACCGUUGUACGCUGUAUGUAAAGGAGGUGUCGACGCCAUUUUGAGGGGCUUACUUAAAGAUCCUGCAGCGAAAGCUGACGGGUGAGUGAAGUUAUCGCAUGCACGUACACACAGUCCUUUUGAUUUGCUUAAUGUGCUUGUUUAGGAGAAAAGUUCAGUGUUGCUUUUAGGGUAUGCAUAGUUGUGAGCCUGAUAGGUUUAAGACCGAUUCGCGCGGAUUCAAGAAACUUUGCAAGAGAUAAUUUAGAGUUAGUUUGAAGGAUCCGAGCUCACGCUCGGCGGGCUAGAGGAGGUUUUAUUAUAGCCAAAUUCAAGGAAUUAUACUGCGUUCUUUCUGUACCUUGAAGACCCUUGAAAUGCUUUCGCUUUGGUCAUGGUAAUCAAGUGGUUACAACAUACUCUGCAUAGGCGAUGAAUAGAUCCAAUCGGCGCCAUUAUUAUACACUCUACUCACUAUCUGUCUUCUCUUUGGGUAAGAGCCUAUAGUUAGGAAAUCACCGAAUUCACUGCAACCAACAGAUAGGUUACUCCUGUGGACGAGGUUGGCUGAUCUUUAGGUUGCCACGCAAUGCACUACUUUUAUACGCCUUUCUUCUAUUUUACUUACUGAUCUUUUUUGUUUGUUUGCUUUGUCGUACAGGCGUUUUUCAACUUCAGUCCAAGAAAACCUAAGUCGCGGUGAAGGUGAUACGUCUGACUUAAUCGCUAUUAACAUUAGAAGAGGGCAUGAUCGGGGACUGCCUAGCUACACCAGGUUUCGCCGCUUUUGUGGCCUUCCACUCGUUAGAAAUUUCUCUGACUUGGUAACGGUUGCCAAUUUUGACAAAAAGGUCGUUGCCGCAUUGGAAAAAGUUUACAAGACAGUUGAGGAUGUAGACAUGUUCACCGGAGGUAAGUCUGGGGUAACGAUCACAUUCUUCCCAUAAUCAUAACUAUAACAAAAUUCUCAAUUCUGCUUGGCUAUUAGCCUGCACCACAGACGAAACUAAACUCUGGUUAAAUUUCAUUUGCGAAGAAAGCUAAUUGGCUAACAACCGUUCUGAUUUCAGCACUAAUAGGACAGUGUAAUUGGACAGUACGCGUAAUCGUGGGCGCAUUUGAAUGUUUUGUUGUUUUUAGACUGCUUGCAGUCCGAAUUUCUCUAAAAUCCGUCUAGUUCUUAUCUCAGCAAGCGCGAUUGCAAACCACGAUGUUAUGUUACAAUAAGGGAUUGGGACCAGACGACAAAAGAUGGACUGCGGACCUCUUUUGUAGUAAACAAACCCUCCGUUAGCCCAGAAACGGAGUAACCGAUUUGUCAAUUUUACAGCUUUUGGCAGAUCAUUGACUGGUCUGUGGUGGAGAGCAAGCGAUAAAAAUAGUCACGCGUCACAACUAACUACUAACAAUUACGAAGCUGUCGGUAAUCGCUUGUAAACUUAAACGUUUAACGAUAUCUUACGGAAGGAAACUGCUGUACAUUUCCUCAAGGGAAAGGAAUUCAAGGUAAUCUUACCGGAUUUUAAAAACAGUAAAAUUUUUCCGUUGUUUAUGUUCUUUUUAUAAAUCGUUUUAAGUCACUCGGGUUUAAUUGGUUAAUUAAAUUACCUUGACAUCCUCGUUGUACCCAGACAGAAUAAAAGGAGUCAGCAGUCUCUUAUUUUUUUCUCCUCGGGCUUACGCCCUGGUUUAUCGCGGCUCACGGCUUCGCCGCUCGCGUGCUUGGGUUUCACGUGCAGUAACUUUGCAAAGAAAAAUAAGAGACUGUUCGCAGUCUAGUUUUUUUUUCACUGGUAGCAAAAACUCUCACAUUUCUUGUAUUUUAAUUAAAAAAGACUUAAAACAUCACAAAUUUCUAUAGCUAUGAUUAAUUGGUAACAGACCUUCGUGUUGUCCUACUCGGUUUGUAAUCAUAUAUACUCGUGAUUAAACUAACUCCACUCAGUCCAAAGUAUAACAAAAAUCUUCGCGAAUCUGACUAGCCGUUAGGCAUCCACGAUUGCAACAUUUUUUCCACAUUUUGAUGGGAAAGUGCAUGCAUUAUGCUUGAGUGUGAACAGGCAUGCAGUUUACAGUUGUUGCUGUUUUUGUUUUUGGCUUUUUGGCCUUUUUUUUCUGGUCAGUUUUGGGGCUGGAAUGCAGCACAAACAAAGAAAAACUUACAACAAUUGAAUUGGACUCACCUAAUUUGUUAUUACCACUUUUGUGGUUGAAAAGUAAACUUCAUUUGCUACUUCGAUCUCUUCUCAGGAAUGCUUGAACCAAGUGAUCCUAAAGGAGGAGAACUCAGUGCAACAUUUCAGUGCAUUUUAGCAAAUCAGUUCAAACGCACCAAAUUCGGAGAUCGCUUUUGGCAUGAAAACGCACCUAACGUAACCUUAAACACCGACAAGACAGCAUUCAACAGUUGUCAGCUAAAAGAAAUCAGGAAAACACGCUUUUCCAGGAUAAUAUGCGAUAACAGUGAUGACAUUACCUCAAUUCAAAAAGACGCUUUGAUGCAGUCUUCGGUAAGGGUCAGUUGCGACGAAUUGCCAAAGAUAAACCUUAAGGCAUGGAUUACAGAUUGUCCAUCGAGGUAAGUGAGAGGACAGCUGUUCAUUUCUCUUAAUCAAAAUUUUCCUGUUUCUUUCUGGUUGCGUUUGUUACAGAAUAAAUAGUGAUUAGUGGGAAGAAGGUGUUUAAAAAUUUGAAAGAAAAUUCGUCUUGGGUGUAUGAUUAUAUCACUUCGUGGGAAUAAAAGUUUCAAUUUCUAGUUUCAUAUUAAACAAAUGUAUCACGGCAAUGUUAAACACACCGCCCCCUAUGAUUUAUUCAUUUACUCAUUUCGGUUUUCCUAAAGUCGGUAGCCCACUAUCUUGACUUCUUAUGGUAAACAAAAACUGAGAAUAGCAAAAAUUGCCCAUGGGAAUACCGAGAUGCGAUGUUUUUUGGGGGGGUGGCGGGGCGAGGGGCGAAGGGGGGACAGGGCAGCGGGCUCUCAAAGUAGGCGAUCCUUCUUAAUCAUAUUUCACUACUGUACAGGACUCCUACUGACGCCGUCGAUAGGCAAAAGCUCGAAUUUUUUUUUCAAUAUCCUUAUGUUUAAACAAAAUGCAAAUUCUCUGGACUGUCUAAAUCACUAAAGCAUGAAUCUGAUCACAGCAAAAAAAGUUUGAUAUCACGUGCCGAUCGCCUCCCGUGGUGCUAGCCAUUACAUCAAUCUCGAACAAAACGCCUUUACGUUUAGCGAAGAUGGGAAGGAGACGCUUUGAAAUUUCACGCGUCUUCGACGCAUGCCGCGAGAAUGUACGCGCAAAAACAAUUCCGCCAGGUAGACAAGCUAAGACAACUAAGUCCACUAAAGAAGUCGUGACCUUCACCACUUCCAUAUACCGUAUUAACUCGAUUAAACGCCGCGGUGUUUAUUACUUUAUAAUUUCAAAAUCUCAGUUCUUAUAUCACUGAUCGAGCAGUUAAGAUGUAUCAUUCAUAAAUAUUACGUAAAACAGAAAGGUGUUCUAAGUCUCCCUUGCCUUGUUUCAUUUUUUUCACGGGUUAAGUUAAACUCAACAAAUUGGCCCUCUCCCAAUGCAUGGGUCUUCAUAGCUCAGUUGGUAAAGCACUGCAGAGCUAAGACAGAGGUCAUGGGUUCGAAUCCCGUUGAAGUUCCGAAUUUUUGGGGGGGGGUUAAUUUCCAACUGGUUGAUUACAAUUACCACUGCGACGAUCAUAUCUUUAUUAAAAUGAGUUUCUCUUCGAAUAAACGCCCCAUUCUUCUGAUUGGGCGCGACAUUUAAUCGAGUAAAUACGGUAAUCAAUGUUUAUUUGCAUCUGUUCAAGGAUACUCAAGCAACGGACCUCACGCGAUCCAACGCUGAAGUAAGGAGAGAGGGAGGUGGGAGGGAGGAGUCAUUUUCCUAAUAUUUAAGUUAUAAUUUCACAAGAGCAGGAAAUGUAAAUUUUAAAAUAGGAUACUCUCUCAAAACCGUUGAUGUAUCUGUGUUCUUUUUUUUCUUCUGCACAGUGACGCUGUAUACAGCGACGAGCCUGAGGACACGCAUGAUGAGUUUUAAAUGAAGAAAGCAGAAUCACUCGCUCAUCAUAUGGCUUUCAAUUAGACUGCAAUUAGGUUAGAAGAAACAUAUAUGUAUACCAUUAUUUUGCACAAAGUCAUGACACCCUUCUUGGGCGAAUUGUAAUUAUAUUUUCGAGUUUUUCUUUUCUUUCGAUCGGUGAGAUGUGACGUUUGAUUUUUACAGUGAAAGGGGCUGUGACGUCACGGUUGUCUGGUUCAUAUUGUUUCGCUAUAGAACUUGGAAAUUUUACUUGUAAAUUACACAAACACCGAAAGCUUCGUCUCAAACGAAUGUGUCUCCUAAGCCGAAACGUAACAAACAAACAAAAUGAACUUUGAAAAACUAUUGGGAAACAAGUUUUCAAAACCUAUAAUUGCAAUCCUCCCUCAAAUUUGAACAUCCGUGGUCCCAUUUGUGAUUGCUUUGUUAUUUGUACCUUCUUUAACGUUUUGGGUGGUAAUUUGAAGGUUUCUCCCGUAGAGUACUAAAGUGUGACGUCAUAAAAAUGA